AUGCCUCAUUGGAAUGAGCAUAGAUGGCGGAGGCAGGAGUCCCAUAUCCUCUCGCGCCUUAUUUUCCGAACGCCCGGUUCCCUCCCUCGUACAAUUCGGUCCCGGCCGGAUUUCCCUCGAGCAUCAACCUCUUCCUCCAUUGUGGCUUCCAUCCUCUAUCGGGCGGCGCCCAUUGACCCGGCUCUCAAACCUGGCUCGCCUCCGCAUCAAUCCUCGGAGCUCUCGCGUUUCGAGUCUCCGUCCGCCGAUACUCCUGCGUCACAGUCUACGGAUACCGAUCUCCCCAAAUCGUUUUCCCCAGUGCUGCCAGACCUGAGCGGCAUUGGCAAGUACAACAGUUCGGAAUACAGAGAGAGUUUCCCAGGCUCAGUUUCUGUGAGCGCCUCCCUUCCAGGAUUGGCAGCACUUGCCUCGGUCGCGUCUGCUCCCACCUCCAAUCUACGCGAGUCUAGGAAUUCGAAUUUGAACAUGGCCAACAUGACAUACGCGACCUCAUCUCCAGCGGCCACUACUGGUGGACAAGGUAGUAACCCUCCCGUCUGCCAAAACUGCGGCACCUCCACCACACCCUUGUGGCGCAGGGACGAGUCUGGCUCCGUCCUCUGCAAUGCCUGCGGUCUGUUCCUCAAGCUGCACGGGCGGCCUCGUCCGAUAAGCCUGAAAACCGAUGUGAUUAAAAGUCGCAACCGUGUGAAGACCGGUCAGGGCCCCAAACGUAAGUCUGGCGGCCCUAUCGAUGCCAACGGUCUUGCGACACAAUCCGAUGUGGGGACCCCGCCUAUGGGUUCGCAUGGCUACCGUCGCGCGUCGCGUAAGAUGUCCCCGGGUCACUCGGAUCGCUCAAAUUCCCCCUUGUCGCGAACAGAGACGCCCGGGUUUGCCUCCAUGCAUAACUCGAACAUCGCGCCCCAGCACAUGUUUGAUAGCGUCACUCGCGGCGACGGUUCUUUGAACUCUGGUCUUCCUUCCUUCCCACUGCGUCAACCCUCCCCGUCUGCUGUGGAUCGUCAGCUUGACUCGCCCCAGACAUACGAAAGCCUGCUGGCCCUCAACACGUCGUUGAAGACCCGUGUCAGUGAGCUUGACCUGAUCAAUGAGCUGUUCCGUGGUCGCGUCGCAGAGCUCGAGCAGAGUGACGCUAGCGCGCGUCGGUCGGAGAUGAUUGCGCGCGAUUCCGAGUCGCGUCUGCGCCGGUCCCUCGAAGAGUCGCAGCACCGCGAGGAAGAACUCAAGCGACAUAUCAAUGAUCUAGAACGCCAGCUGAGUGGUGACAGCGAGUUCUUAGAGCCCCACGCCAAGCGAAUUCGACUCUCGGACGUGGUAGAGCAAUCACCCGAGCAAUCCCCGACACAGGUCAAAUCACCAAACAGUGCUUAA
Penicillium pulvis is the source of this 1377-nucleotide messenger RNA. RefSeq names its product putative GATA transcription factor (AreB). The transcript is spliced from 5 exons. Gene Ontology annotation, molecular function: zinc ion binding; DNA-binding transcription factor activity, RNA polymerase II-specific; RNA polymerase II cis-regulatory region sequence-specific DNA binding. The record is from RefSeq and is a predicted model, not a curated record. Gene Ontology annotation, biological process: negative regulation of transcription by RNA polymerase II; positive regulation of transcription by RNA polymerase II. Bases 1 to 1377 code for a protein of 458 amino acids. Lineage: Eukaryota; Fungi; Ascomycota; Eurotiomycetes; Eurotiales; Aspergillaceae.